Messenger RNA from Medioppia subpectinata, 870 nucleotides. NCBI's taxonomy places the organism in Eukaryota, Metazoa, Arthropoda, Arachnida, Sarcoptiformes, Oppiidae. The record is from the annotation of a GenBank genome assembly.
AUGAACUCGCAGUUGAACGGAAAUAAAUUUGUUUAUCGCAAUGGGGAACAAAUCGGUGGCAUUUGUGUGAUUGCUUUCAACGGAGAGUUGGAUUUAAAACACGUAAAACUCAGACUGAGAGGAGAAGCGGAGGUUAAAUGGAGUAAAACAAAAUGGGUCACCAGUGCCAAUGACAGACAGUCCCGGAUCAUCACUUAUCACCAAAUCCUUAAUUUCUUGACACAAGACUUUGAUGUCACACAAACUGCGAAGGCAACGAAAGUGGAAAGAGGUGUCCACAGAAUUGCGUUCGUGUUUCACAUCCCAGAAGAUGUUCCCAACAGUUUCAAAGGCAAUUUCGGACAAAUCCAUUAUUGGAUUGAAGCACAGAUCGAGAAAUCAUUGUUAUCUUGGAAUCACGAAACACAGACCAAGUUCUACCUCUGCUCUCCACUCAAGGCCGUCAAUAAUGCACCCAUAGUCUACAGAAGGCUUCGAGACUAUUGCUGUUGUUUCAUAAAAAGGGGAUCAAUUGAUGUGGAAAUGAGUAUAAAUGAAAACUCUUUCAACGGAGGCGAUUCAAUAGCCGUCUCGUACGACAUCACGAAUGGAAGAAAUUUUGCGAUUAAAAUGAGAGCAACUCUUGUAGAAAAGCAUAUUUUCAAAGCACACAAUAACCAGAAAGACAGUACUGAGAAACACAUCUCAACAGAAGUCCCCUUUAUUGAGGCCGGAAAACAGAGCACAGGAGUGAUACGAGUGCCCAUUCCUGCCAAUGCCAGACCAUCCACCAAAUGCCCGCUCAUUGAAGCCAAAUAUUUCGUCAACAUUUUUAUUGACGACAAGUCUUCGGGACUUGAAUUUAACUUUCCUGUGAUACCCUUUUUGUAA